Messenger RNA from Physella acuta, 1633 nucleotides. Its product is annotated as methylosome protein WDR77. NCBI's taxonomy places the organism in Eukaryota, Metazoa, Mollusca, Gastropoda, Physidae. The record is from RefSeq and is a predicted model, not a curated record. Gene Ontology annotation, molecular function: protein binding. Gene Ontology annotation, biological process: oocyte axis specification. Gene Ontology annotation, cellular component: methylosome.
CUUUGAUGAAGUUUAACUUCUGCUGUUGUGCUAACUUGGAAGUCGACGUUUUUUAUUUAAAGAAAAACAUCGCAGAAAUAGAUAUAUUUAUCCUAGCACAUGGUUUUUGACUGAAGAGUGGGCCCCGCCAUCAUCUGCAGCAAAGCAAACGAAUAGCAGCCCGCGUAUCGCUGAACUAUCCUAGCAACUUCCAGCAUGGAUCAUUUUCAAACACCAAAUGCCAUGGAUAGGCAGUUAGAUGUCUUACACUGUCAUGCUGAUGGAGGCUUACUACUUGGAGCAUCUUGUUUGACUGGAAGGUUCUGGCUAGGCUCACUAUGGUUCUAUCAGACUCCUGAGGCAGCUCCAGAUGUAGACAGGUGUACAGCUGGGGUGCAGCUGGAGGCUGGUAUUGGAGAUGCUAAGUGGGUGGACAAUACACAUGUUCUUGUUGGGCUAGACACAGGUGGAAUAGCUGUGUGGAGCCUUGAGGACGACUACCACACAUUUGUCCUGUCCCAUGCAGCUACUGGUCAUGAUGGUAUUGUAACAAGUGUCUCUGUUGUUUGUGAUAGAACCAAGGCAGCCUCCAGCGGCCAUGACAGAUGUAUUAAAUUAUGGGAUUUAUCAAACACAACACUUUUGCAUUCAUAUCAAGCACACAGUGACCUUGUGUAUAAUGUAGAUUGUCACCCAACAGAAUCAGAUCUCUUUGUCUCAUGUUCUCAGGAUGAUAGGAUAUUGGUAUGGGACAGACGCAAGCAAAAACCAGCUAGCAUUCUUAACAAAUCCCCUCUAGAGUACACACCAACCUGUGUUAGGUGGCAGCCUGACCAUCCGAACAAGAUGGCGGUGGGAACAGAAAGUGGUCAGAUAGCAAUACUGGACACGCGGCUUGGUGUGCACAACUACCUUACCAUUACACCACACUCACGGCUUGUAUGUAACCUGCAGUUCAAUCCUGAAAACACCAGUUUAAUAGCAUCUGUCAGUGAAGACUGUAAAGCUGCUGUUUCUUCCAUUGAUGAAAAUGGCAUGAAAGAAGUCUAUAGCAACUGUACUCAUAAAGAUUUUGUGCAUGGUCUUACAUGGUCAAGCAAAUCACAGCUGUAUACUUGUGCAUGGGACUCUAAAGUUUUGUUACAUGAUAUUAGCUCAAAAGUAGCCUCUGUCAUGGGUCAGAGCACAACAUCUGCUGUCAAAAUGAAUGGUGAUAUAGGGCAUAAUUCAGGAUCUGGGGAUGCUGCUGAGGACAAAGAGAAAUUAAAGAGUGAACAGUGGAAGUCUUACAGUCAAGUGGUCAAAACAGAAAUUAGUGCUGAGGGCUAAAAUUGUCAAAUUUGGGAUUAGUAAGGAAACAUCAGCCAAUGCCUAACAUGUUCAUGGUGACUCCUAUUACAAAACUGUUACUUAGGUUCUGCUUCAAUUCAUUACUCUGACUUACUUAGCUACCUGAUGGACUUGAGUAAUUGUUAUGAUCUUUGUCACUUGCUGUUCUUGCAUCCAUUCUUGUAUAAGUUCAUUUUGCAUCUGAUAUGAUGGCAUUUAUUUACUGUACUUAAAAUGUUUCAUUCUUUUGUUAGUAAAGUUGCUGGGAUAGUUCAUUUUGUAAUCAAUUUGUGUUGCCACCUGAUUCUUUUUGUAAGGGGGGGGG